Molecule: messenger RNA, 3047 nt
Organism: Drosophila grimshawi
Lineage: Eukaryota; Metazoa; Arthropoda; Insecta; Diptera; Drosophilidae
Gene: Dif
Product: embryonic polarity protein dorsal
Exons: 5
Coding region: 100-3003 (967 amino acids)
Biological process (GO): non-canonical NF-kappaB signal transduction; response to cytokine; cellular response to stress
Cellular component (GO): cytoplasm
Molecular function (GO): DNA binding; DNA-binding transcription factor activity
Source: RefSeq, a predicted model, not a curated record
AUCACAAAAAAAGCAAGAAACAUAAACAAUUAGCAAUUUUGAUAAAGAUUUGCUAAAAGGCGGCGUGUGUCAAAUAAUAAAGAAACAACCACAACAAACAUGGCGCAUUUGAUGGGCAAUGACAAUCCGAUUCAAAUGGCAGAGGACGAAUUCUUUGGCGAUUUGCAGGAAAUCCUUAAUGGCGGCUCCGAACAGAAUGGUCGUCCGCCCGUGACGCAGACUUUUCCACAGUCGGCCUCGUUGCCGGUGAUGCCAUCCCACAUACCGUUGCCCGUGCUGGCAACGCCAACAGCUCAACGUCGUCCCUACAUCCGCAUUGUGGAGGAGCCCACAAAUAAAAUCAUACGAUUUCGUUACAAGUGCGAAGGUCGUACAGCUGGCUCGAUUGCCGGCAUGAAUUCCACGGCGGAGUCAAAAACCUUUCCCACCAUCGAGAUUGUCGAUUACAGUGGACCCGUUGUCGUUGUCGUCUCGUGCGUCACCAGGGACAAACCGUAUCGCCAGCAUCCCCAUUGGCUGGUCAGCAAAGAGGAGGCGGACAACUGCAAGUCAGGUGUCUACAACAGGUUGCUGCCGCCCGAGGAGCGUCGCCUCGAAAUGCAGAAAGUGGGCAUUCAAUGUGUGAAGAAGACGGAUGUCCGCGAAUCUCUGCUUGCCCGUGAACAGAAGAAUAUUGAUCCAUAUCAUGCCAAAUUCGAUCACAAAGACAACAUCAGUGGCAUUAAUCUGUAUGAGCUGCGUCUGUGUUAUCAGGCCUUCAUCAAGGUGGGCAACAACCAUGUGCCAUUGGAUCCGGUUGUCUCAUCACCGAUCUACGGCAAAAGCAAUGAGCUGACCAUCAAUCGACUCUGCAGCUGCUCCUCGAAGUUGAGUGGCGGCGAUCAGAUCAUUAUGUUGUGCGAGAAGAUCAACAAGGAUGAUAUCCGGAUACGGUUCUUCGAGACUAACGAGGCUGGCGUCGAAAUCUGGGAGGCAUAUGCCGAAUUCCAGCCCACGGAUAUCUACAAACAGACGGCGAUUGUGUUUAAAACGCCUCGUUAUCGCAACACGGAGAUCCAGCACAGUGUCCAGGUGGAUUUACAGUUGCAACGACCCUCAGAUGGGGCGACGAGUGCCGCGCUGCCGUUCGAGUAUUAUCCGAAUCCAGGUAUGCUAACAUUUGCGCGAUUGCAGCGCAAGCUGAAGCGCAAACAGGAGCUGGACGUAUUCCAGCAGAUACUUUCACUAGAUAGCGAAACGACGGCCACGAAAUACUCGUGUCCCCCGCUCGACCUCAACGAGGACGAGAAUACGGUGUCCUCCGAUGAUCAACAGAGUUCCGGAACCCUAAAUGAAUUUGAAAUUGCUGUGCGAAAAAUACAACUCCGGCAACGUGGCGAAAUGGAGGCAAAUGAAGCGGAUGCAACAGUGAAUGAGUAUACGGAUCAGUUGGCCGAUGAUAAUGACGCAGAGCCGGAUAUGAUGAUGGAGAUUGAGUUGGAGGUGCCACAGUUGUUGCCCCAACUGGCCGAUGAUUGCACACAGACCUCAACUCCCAUGGAGGAGAUAUUGCAACAGCCCCAACUCCAAUCGCGGCCCCUCAGCAAUGUGGACAAGAUUAAUGAGUGGAUGCGUAGCAGUGAAUUUGAGCGGACGGAUAGUCUAACAGUUGAGAAUGGAGACACGCCCACUCUCUCCCACAGCACCGCCCAAACGGCGUUCACCAAUGUGAGCAGCCUGACAGCGAAUACAACCAUCACCAAUCAGCUGGAGGAUGAAGAAAAAGAUUGCAGCGUUUCACGCCGCAAUACGCUGGAAAAUGCAGAGCUGGGCGAGGAGCGGGAGCAGGAGCCGGAGCCGGAACUGGUGACUGCCAGUGCCCAGGCUUCUGUGGACAUAGAUGAGCACUUUGAUGAGACGGCAACGUAUACAAGUCUACAGAUUGCCUACAAUCAUCCCGUGGCAAUGCCACAAAAACAGGAUCAUAGCUAUCACGCCUCGAAUCCCUUCAGUCAGCUGGAUGAGGCAGAAUUGGUAGUCUUAACAAAUCCCCCAGCGCCCAAGAUACAAGUGAAUGCCGCCCAGACGCCAGCAACGCCGUCGACAUCACCUCCACUCCCGCUGCCGCCAAGAACACCCUCACCUGAUCCGGAUCAGAUUUUGCCACCAUUGCCGCCCAAGCCGCGUAAUUCCCAAGAUUUGAGUGUAAGCGAACACAGCGUCUCCAAUUCCGUCUCCUUGAGCCGAUCACGCAAUGGGAGUGUGAGCUCGACCAGGACUACACCUUCUCCUAUUAUUAUUAUGAGAACACCCGAUCAGAGUCCGACCAAGCGGCUGCCCGCUUCGGCAAGCACCUCGGCAGCUGCCUCGCCCAAAAAACGACAGGGUUUCUUCUCGAGACUCUUUUCACGGCGACGCAGCAGGACGGAGGAUGAGGAGACGACGAAGAGCAAACCGGAACAGGGGCAGCAGCAGGCGCAGGCGCAGCAGUUGCUGCCCAGUCGAGAGUUCUCGCUCAGCGAUCCCAAUAGGAGUUCGAUUAGAUCCUUGCAGCCACCACGCAGUAGUGGCAAAGCUGGAGUUGGACGCAGUUCGAGCAGCGUUUCCGGCAAGCGACCAACUUAUCUGGAUGCGGAUGUCAUCCAUAUACCCUUAAAGGGCAGCGGUGAUAGCGAGAACAGUCUGCUGCGACCCGAGAGCUAUUCGAAUGCCAGCACUUUGAGUUAUGGACGUCCCUUGGACAGGAAAACAUUGAGCACUCUGCAAUUGGCAGAUAUUCCGAUUAGUGAUGGCAACAUGGAGUUGGUGGCGAUUGCUGAUCGUCAAAGUAUUAGGAAUUUAUGUGAGGGUGCCUACGGUGUUGUGCUCGAUCCGAGUGUGGAUCUAUCGGAGGCGGAACAUUUUGCGUUGUACACGAGUAAAUCACCGGAACCGGAACGCGAAAUUGAGGAUGCUCCAACUGAUUAUUUGAGUGCCGAUGAAAUUGCUCGUCGGCUUGCCGAGGCCAACGGCCUGGCAGAUUAAUCAUUAUUGUUUCUAUAUAUAUAUAUUUAUAUAUUCAACUUUUA